CCCCUUCCCCUCCUCUCCUCCCAGCCCUGCCCUCCCUCGCCCGGCCCCAUCCCUUCCCCUUUCCCUUCCCCUCCCCGCCCCGUCCCUCCCCCUGCAGCCGCCCCGGGACCGGGUUGUGGGAUCGGGGCAGGACGGGGACGCGAUCGCUCCCCGCCGCAGCCGCAUCAGAGCGCGCCAUAAAUCCUCCCUCAGCCUUCCCAGAGGAGCUUUGGCUUUGUGCUCUCCGAGGAGCCCAGGCUGGAGGCGAUCUCCCCGGGGUGCUGAGCGCCCUACGGCUCGGGGCACCCCCCCUUCUUGCAGGAUGGACCUCCCGGACCCCACCGCCCUCCCCAAGCACAUCUUGGACAUCUGGGUCAUCGUCCUCAUCAUCCUGGCCACCGUCCUCGUCAUGACGGCCCUGGUGCUCUGCCCGGCCACCGCCGUCAUCAUCUAUCGGGUGCGGACUCACCCCACGCGCAACAGCAUCGUGUGAGCCCGGGCUGGGCACCAGGAGAUGGGGCAGGAGCCGGGCUGAAGGCACCGAGCCCCCCCCCGGCAGCAGCAGGGAGCCCGUGGCCCCGGAGCUGGGGGGCUGUGGGGACGGGGAGGUGACGCCUGGAUGGUCCCACGGUGCCGAGCUCGCCUUUGCUGGUGACCCCGGCUCCUCGCAGCUGUGUUAUUUCCCCAUCGGGACCCUCCCUGGGAUCAGCAGCUGGGCAGCAACGGCCCUAAAUGCCCGGCAAAGCUGCUCCCUCCUGGGUGACCCAGCUCUGGGGGUGCUUGGAAAAGAGGAGUGGAAGCAGGAGGAGGGAUGCGGCUUCUGGUUGCGCAUCCAGAAACUCUGCUAAAGAGUCGGUGAAGGAGCCCGUGCCUGCUGCAGGGCAGAGCAGCAGCUGGCAGCAGCUUUUCCACGUCCCAGGCUAUCUGCUGAAACUACAGGAAAACCCUGUGGGGCGCUUGGGUCCUGCGCAUCUCACGGGGUUGAGGAGCGUGGGCAGCCCGUGCCCACGUGCCCCUCGCCUGCCCCAGCUCCCUGUGGCACAGGCAGCAAAAGGAGCUCGUGCCCAGGCACUGAGAAGGGCCGAAAAUCUUUUAGACUACUCAAAAAUAAACAGGACUUGGCUCCA
Molecule: messenger RNA, 1106 nt
Organism: Anas platyrhynchos (mallard)
Lineage: Eukaryota; Metazoa; Chordata; Aves; Anseriformes; Anatidae
Gene: SMIM3
Product: small integral membrane protein 3
Source: RefSeq, a predicted model, not a curated record